GCCGCCGCGCGCGUUAGGCUGAAUUGUUUGUUUUUUCUUGGUGAUAACAAUCGUCGCGCGUCGUAUACAUUCGAUAUAAUAAUACAUUCGCGAUUAUUAUAUAUAUAUAUUUCUUCGUCUAUUUUUUCUAUUUAUAACAAUCAAGUUUUUUUUUAAUUCUAAUUUAUAGAUUUAUUAUAUACGAUAAUUGCGCAAAAAGGAGAGGUGCAUCGAUAAUAAAAGUUUUCGGUGAAAUCUGAUUGAAUUAGUUUAUAGGUUAAGCGAUAAUGUUUGACUAUUGUCUAUUACGCGUUCACAUUAUUUCCGGUGUCGCGUGAAGUGUUGUUGUCGAUUCGUUGCAAUUUGACGUUCUAAAAGAAAAAAAAAAAAAAAGAAAAAAAAAGAAACUCUCUACGAGUGAGAAUAGGAGAGGAAUGCAUUAAAACGUGUGCGCGCGCGUUGCAUGCUUUGGUUUCUAUAUACAUAUAUACAUAUAUACAUACAUACAUACAUACACCUUUAUUAUAUACCUUUGAAUUUCAUCGUUGCACGUCGUCAACUUUAAAUCUUACACUAUAUUAUAAUCUGUCAAGAAGAGGAUCCAUAGGACACACACGGGAUAACAUUUCGAUUCAUCUUUCGAGUUUUCUUCUUCGACAUGGACUUCGUUAUACUUAAGGUAAACGGACAAGAUGUUUCUAACUCGAGUCACGAAGAUGCAGUACGUUGUUUUCAAUCGGCACAAGAACCGAUCAUCGUCGAGGUACUUAGAAGACAACCAUCAACUCAUCAACAACAAAUUAUUCACACCCCAUCGAGGGAACAUGAUAGAUCAAAUCAUGGUAAUAGUGUUAGUAAGAACGAAGGAACAACAAACGAGAAAGAAACUAGCGAAGAUGAGUUAGGAAAAGAAAACUUGUCUUGUCCUUUGGUAUCGACUGCUGUUCAAACAGAUUGGGCUGGUUUGGUAGAGGAAGAAGAAUUAUUAUCAGGAACCCUUGGUGGUGAAGAAAACACUAAUGACAGUUUCGAGGAUUUUCUUGCACACGAUAUCGACUUUGAGGAAGUGACGUUACGUAAAAGCGGAAGUGCAGAAAAGCUUGGUCUAACGGUUUGCUAUAGUUCUGGUUCCGGUAGCGAAGACGCCGACACGGAGGUUUAUAUUUCAGAAAUAGUUCCUGAAAGCUUAGCAGCCCGUGACGGUCGGUUACGGGAAGGUGACCAAAUCUUACGGGUAAAUGGAAAAGAUGUAGCUAACAAAGAACAAACGGAAAAUUUAUUUGCCGAGACCAAGAAUGCAGUGACUAUACUAGUCAGUCGAUGUCUUUAUCAGGAUGACGAGUACGAUGACAGACGUAUUUAUCAACAGGGUUCACCACCAUUGUCUCCAGAAAACUUACCAGCUUAUCAAAAUAGUAUGAUCGAACAACUUAUACGACAACAGCAACAACAACAACAGCAACAACAAACGGAAGAACAUACCAAAGAAACGGAAGGAGGAAAUACUUCGACAUUAAAAGCACCACCUCCAAUUCCAUCACACAUGCAACAACAGCAAUUGCAACAACCUCAAUCACCGCAGCAACAGCAGCAACAGCAACAAUUACCUACUCCACAACAACAACAACAGAGUUCAAUUUUUUCAACGACCACAUCUUCGACAUGUUCAUCGCAAAAUUCACAAAAAUCAGGUAAGAAUGCAACGUCACCUGCUCAUCACACGGAAGAUAGAAAACAAUGGAUGCAAGAUGCGAUAAAGGAUUGUUCGAAGAAAAUCGAUAAUUUAUCGUUGCGUGGUCAGCAAGUGGUACCUUCGCAAACGACAAUAAAACUUGUGGAAGCUUAUUCGAGUCACGUUUGGAGCGAAACCGAACACAUUUACGAAACGAUACCAGAAUCCGACAGCGAACCAAUUUAUUCUUCGCCUUACGAACACCAUUGGGCGACGCAGCAGCAACAGCAACAGCAGUUACAGAUGAAUCAUGGAUCUAACUCACAGCAGUUACAGAAUCAUGGCAAUCAAACGAAACUUUGGCACUCAUCCUCAAAGAGUAACAGCUCAGGCGAAGAAAAAGAUAGUUCGAGUGCUUACAAUACAGGUGAAUCGUGCCAUAGUAAUCCUUUAACGUUGGAACUUCAUCAGGGUGAGAGAGAUCAUCACAAAAGUACUCUAGUUUUAUGUCCACCAAAAAAUACUAGCCAGCAUCAACAACAGCAACAACAGCAACAGCAGCAGCAACAACAGCAGCAACAACAGCAACCAAAAAUGGGUUGUAAUUGUCCGAUGCCGAUCAUGUCGAUGACGCCCAGUGGUAAACAAGGUAGCAGAAGUCAAACUACGAGAAAGAGUUCAUCGUCUCAUCACAAGGAUCGUACGGAUUCAACUGGAAGUACCUUACCUGCUGACACUAUGUACACGAAUGUUGCGAAUCUUCAACAAACUAUGCUAUUACAGCAACAAUUAUUCAAACAAGCGCUCAAUCGAAAGAAUCUUACUGCUAAGGAAACUAGUGGAGCUAGGAAAUCAAAAUCUCAUGGUAACUUUCAAGCACCGAAUCUUACCCAAUAUCAAUUCGUCGGUAGCCAACAAGUUUGUUCUUCGGCCGCUUGGAUGCCACCUGAGGAAAAAUGUGAAGUCCAAAUGGAAUGGAAAGUUAAACGAAGAGCUGACGGUACCAGAUACAUCGCUAGACGUCCUGUUAGAAAUCGGAUUCUUAGGAAUAGAGCUCUUAAAAUUUCGGAGGAACGUGCUGGACACACGACGGAGGACGAAACUAUGUCAGAAAUGAAGGUUGGUCGUUAUUGGACAAAAGAAGAACGCAAAAGACAACUUGAAAGAGCUAGAGAACGUAAACAACGACAACAAGAAUUGAUGUUGCAACAACAACAACAACAGCAACAACAAUUACAAUUGCAACACAAUAAUGAUUUAUUGAUAUGCGAUUAUAACGAUGAUAAGGUAACUAAGAAGCCACUGAACAUCGUUGAAUUGAGUCACAAAAAGAUGGCACGCAAAAAAACAACUUUAGAUGAUUUCACCACGGUACAAGAAAUGUUGGUACAUGGAAACAGAGUCGGUGCAAGUGGACCAGGUACUGGUGGUAAAUUAAUGGGAUUACUAUCGGUUACCACAGUGUAAUUUAUUUUCAAGAACUAGAUGAUUGUUCAUAAUUAAUUGUGCAAUAAAACCUAUGUGCGUGCAUAAGAUAUAUAUCUUGAAGACAAUUUUUAAACUAAUUUAUUCGAACAAAGUAAUGGUGAGAUUUCUUAACGUUUUUAUCAUUUUCUUUAUAAAUCUUAUCCAAUACACAUACGAUUUAAUAGCAAUUUAAAAUACGCGUUUAGAUUAUAUUAUUUUAUAAUUUUCAUUUAAAUUAUUAGAUCUCUGUAUUAUCAAUAAUUUUUCUUUCAAUUUAAUGACACGCCUAAAUAUUGUCAAAAUAUGAUCGAUUUGUCUCUUUGUACGAUAAAGAUUAUAUAAUAAAAUGUGAUCGAUGUUCGUAGAUGAAAAAGCGUUAAAGUGUGAUAACGAACGAAGAAGUUAAGAAAAAAAAAAAUAAGAAAAGAAAAGGAGUAUUAAAAAUUGUACCAACAACGACGAAA
This is a messenger RNA of Polistes dominula (European paper wasp), 3582 nucleotides long. It is a transcript of the gene Slip1, whose product is annotated as SLo interacting protein 1. NCBI's taxonomy places the organism in Eukaryota, Metazoa, Arthropoda, Insecta, Hymenoptera, Vespidae. Gene Ontology annotation, molecular function: protein binding. The record is from RefSeq and is a predicted model, not a curated record.